UUUGGAGACGUAGUAACAAGGAAUCAAGAUGAGUUUCACAGUUUUGAUGUUGGUGAUUAUCUGUGGCUCAGUUUUAGUCCAGCAUGGUGACACUGAAACUGUAUUGACAACUGAGACAGAGUCCUGCAUGCCUAACAUGUGUACACUUCGAAAAGUAUUUGGUGCCAUGACAGAGAAGCAGAGCAGCAUGGAGACUAGGCUGAAGGCAAUUGAAAACCAAAUUACUCAACUGAAGAACAAAGAAGCAGUCAAAGUUGUGUUCAGCGCAGCAACGGGUGGGAAUGGGCACAUUGGACCUGUCAACACGCACACAACAAUGGUCUACAGAACAGUGAUAACAAAUGUUGGGAAUGCCUACAAUCGGUUCACAGGUAUUUUUGUUGCUCCUGUCUCAGGUAUAUACUACUUCACUUUCUUUUAUAUCGCUGGAGGAGCAAACCGAUCGAGUCUCGUCCUCAUGAAGAACAACCAGGCUGUUGUGGCAUCCAUUGACCACCAGACCUCACACGAUGAAGCUGAUAACGGAGGCAACGCAGUGUUCCUGCAGCUGCAGAAACGAGACCAGGUGUACAUGAGGCUGAAUCCAAACACACAUGUUUUCGGCAACGAUAGACUCACCACUUUCAGCGGUGUUCUUGUGCAUCAACUUUGAGCAAGACUGAAUUGAUUUGUCUUCUUGUUUUACAGUUUCAAAUGUAAAAUAAAAACGAGAAUUUUGACAAAUCAAAUCGUAGCAAAUAUACUUUAAACAUAUUACAACUCACUAAAAGAUGUUUUCAAUGUAGUGCAGAAAGAAAAGUUCAACUUAGAUCACUUUUAGUAUUUUAGCAUUUUUAGGAGAAAAUGUUUAUAAUCUAAGGGGUACAAAUGUCAAAUUUUAGUCUGUUUUCCAGCUGGAAGCCCAGGAAACUUUUUUUGAAGUUAGAACAGAGUGAUCGCUUGUUUUUGGGGUGGGCAGUGUUGUUUCCUUAUUGUUUGAAUAAAGUAUCAUUAUACUUGUAGAUUGCAGGUUCCCUCUGUAACGUGGUGUUUUGUUUCUACUAACUCUACAUACUCAA
Molecule: messenger RNA, 1058 nt
Organism: Nematolebias whitei (Rio pearlfish)
Lineage: Eukaryota; Metazoa; Chordata; Actinopteri; Cyprinodontiformes; Rivulidae
Product: cerebellin-1
Exons: 3
Coding region: 29-652 (207 amino acids)
Molecular function (GO): protein binding
Source: RefSeq, a predicted model, not a curated record